UUAAAACUUAUGAAAAGAAACAUCCUUUUGUUUCUGACUUCAUACAAGGGCAAUAUAAUUAUGAUCUUUUCGACGAUUACUGUUUGUGGCUUUCUGAAGGGCUUCUUGCUAGCCAUAUGAAUAAGAUGCAUGGUGAAGAUCGGUAUAAGAAUAAAAAAGCAAAACUGGCGGUUGAUAUGGAUUUGGGCAUUCAUCGAAUAUCAAACAAGAAUUGGUUAUACUCUCUGUCUUAUGAUAAACAACUGCUGAAUGAUGAGCAUAUUGAUGUGAUCAUGUAUUACUUGCGUAAAAAAAAGUAAAUACAACAUCUAUAGUCGCUACAGAUACACUACUGUUGAUUGUAUAUUCAAGUCAAAAAUUUCUGAAAUUUAUGCUGCAUAUGCUCAAGUUGGAAGUAACUUUUGUGUUGCAAAUGUUGAAAGCGCCAUACGUGAUUACAUAAAAGGAUAUAGGUUGAUGGCUGCCAUUCCAUGGAAUACAAUCGACAAUGUGUUCAUACCAGUGAACGUGGAGCAUAAAAAUCAUUGGGUGUUGGUUGUUUUGUCAUUAAUUGACAAACACAUUUAUGUAUAUGACUCAUACAGAGCAGCAGGUCAUAACUAUCAUGUUAGAGAAGAAAUUCAAAAGCUUGCUCAGCUUCUGCCAAUGUAUGUUUCAAUGGAGAUUGGAAAUGAUUCGGAUGAUGCAGAAGAUAACCACAUCGCAUACGACGUGACUUAUGUGGAGGAUAUACCUCAACAAGGAUCAGAUUUUUUGGAUUGCGGGAUAUACUUGCUAGCAUUUGCCGAGUACCUAAGUGAGGGUGAAGGUAUUCCAGUUAAGUAUCUUGAUUCUAAGUUACACCACAUCAGAUACGGUGCAUUCUUGUGGGAAUAUGCAAUGAAAAAGAUGAAAGACGGGGCUGUUAGCGAUAAUGAGGCACCACCAAGAAGAAUGAGGACACCCGCAAGGAUUGAUAAUAGUCAACUUGUUGUGAUUGAUUAGUAUUUUGUACUAGUUCUAUUUUUUUUGAACUUAUGGUAAAAAC
Solanum pennellii is the source of this 1027-nucleotide messenger RNA. RefSeq lists its product as uncharacterized. Gene Ontology annotation, biological process: proteolysis. Lineage: Eukaryota; Viridiplantae; Streptophyta; Magnoliopsida; Solanales; Solanaceae. The record is from RefSeq and is a predicted model, not a curated record. Gene Ontology annotation, molecular function: cysteine-type peptidase activity. The coding region runs from base 457 to 984 and encodes 175 amino acids. The transcript is spliced from 4 exons.